UCUGUGUUUCUCAUCACUCUCCUCGGGUGUAUUUGGUUGUUUGGAGCUAGAGUCGGAAAGGUCGUAUAGGCACCAUGGCGUUCACUGUCCACUUCAGGCGUGCGGAAGUUUUAUUCACCGCCAAAAUAUCGAUACAGUGAUGUUCACGACACAUGGGGCCGAACUGGUUUCAGGGUCCAGAGAGACCGAAAUCGCCUUUGUCAAUGGGACAACCGAGUUCUCCCCCACUGUUCUAAUAACCACGACGGAGCCCAAAAGUAAUGAGUCGUGUGGGGAGCAGAAGACUCUGGACCUGGACUUGACUAAGACUGUUGUCAUUGGGAUGAUGCUGAGCACCAUCACUGCGGUCACUGUGAUGGGAAACACUCUGGUCGUUAUUGCGGUGUGCGUCGUGAAGAAACUCAGACAACCGUCCAACUAUCUGCUAGUAUCUCUGGCUAUAGCUGAUCUUUCUGUGGCUGUAGUCGUUAUGCCUUUUGCCAUAGUGACUGACCUGACAGGGGGCGUCUGGCUGUUUGGGGAGGUUUUCUGCAAUGUCUUUAUUGGGAUGGAUGUCAUGUGCUGCACGGCUUCAAUAAUGAAUUUGUGUGUGAUCAGUGUGGACAGAUACCUCGGAAUCACUCGCCCUUUGACCUACCCAGCGAGACAGAAUGGACUGCUUAUGGCCAAGAUGAUAGUCGGCGUUUGGUUGGUGUCUGCAUCCAUUACUCUGCCACCAUUCUGCGGUUGGGCUCAGAACGUCAACACUGCGGGAGUGUGUCUGAUCAGCCAGGAUGUGGGCUACACCCUCUACUCCACAGCUGUGGCCUUCUACAUUCCAAUGGUGGUCAUGCUUUUCAUGUAUUACAAGAUUUUCAAAGCUGCCCGCAAAAGUGGGGCCAAACACCACUUCGCCGCACUUCCCCCAAUUCAGAUAGCCUGUCCUGAACCAGUCUUGGCCACCGUAGAGGGGCUCUGCAUGCAAGGGAUGAAGAACCCUGCAGCUACCGAGGAGUUUUCCACCCUCUCCUGCCUGUUGAACCGCGAACGUCAGAGCGCCUCGAUUUUCAGGCGGGAGCAGAAGGCGGCCACCACUCUUGGGGUGAUCAUGGGAAUUUUUUCGAUCUGCUGGUUGCCGUUUUUCCUCUUCACCACAGCGCGGCCGUUCAUCUGCGGGCUGCUCUGCAGUUGCGCCCCUGUCUGGCUGGAGCGGGUACUGCUUUGGUUGGGCUACACCAACUCGCUCAUGAACCCUUUCAUCUACGCCUUCUUCAACCGAGACCUGCGUUCAACUUAUAAAGACCUGUUAUGCUGCCGUUAUCGAAACAUCAACCGCCGACUCUCGGCUAUGGGAGUGCAUGAGGCUCUAAAACUCUGACUGCUCUCAAUCUGGUUAUAUAAUUGGGUGGUGCAAAAUACAUCCUCUUGGCUCGUCUAUAAGUCAAGAAACACUGUUUGGAAGGAGUUCAUUGGGAAUCAUAAUAAGUCAGAUUCAUCAAAACAUCCCAAGACAGUGAAGUUUCCCACGUAGCAUCACUGGAAAAACAUACCUCUUUUUUUAAAACAAACAAACAUUAAAACAUACCUGUACACACAACUCAAUGCAAUUUUUAGCUGAAAUGAAUGCUAGUAGCUUGGUGGCUCAUCUGGUACAUCAUAAUACUUGUGAUUUGCUUGGGUUAAGUCCCAUGAAAGAAAAUGUGUUAACACUUUAGAAUACUAUUCUAACUACUCAGGAACAAAUGAGUAACGCAAUAUUAACAUUCUAGUAACUACUAUUUACUAACAAGAAACUCUGAUUAAUGAAUUAGUAAAUAAUAGCGCUAAGUUGAAUGAGUUCAUUACUCCCCAUACAGUGGGGAUCGCUUGAAGGCUUUUAAAAGUAACAAUGCAUACCAGUAUGCUGUGGCUAGAUGGGUAGAAGUGCAGUACCUGGCCACCAAGGAUUUAUAAUCAUGGGAAAUGUAAUAAGUAUUAUUGAAAACAAUUUAAAUGUGUGAUUUUAGUGGAUGUUUUCUCUGACUAGGUAGCGUGGUUAGCUAGUUAAGAGGCUAACAGCUGGUAGCUUGCCAGCUGUUAGUCACGGCUCAUGGCUAGCUGUCAUUAAUCUGGAUUAGGCCUGUCACGGUAGCCAUUAAAUCAUUUAAUCUUUCCUUGUUUAUUUUUCCGGCCACGAUAAUUUCCAUUUGAAUGCUUGUUUGUUUUCUUCCCCUCUCUCUCUCUCUAGACCCUUUUACAGCCCACGUGAUCAAAUAGUUGCUUGCGCAUUUUGGCAACGAAAGUGGUGUUGUUUCCCACUGACUGUAACGUGUUAGCAACUCCGAAAGUUUAUUAAAACGGUUUCCCAGCUUCAAAAUGUCUGGUUGUUGCGUUUACGGUUGCACUAAUCAAUAUUCCACCAAGGGGCUUAAGUUUUAUAUUUGCGACAGAAUCACGGCCAUUUCAGAAGAACCGGCGGUGCCUGUGGCUGCAGGCGAUUAAACGUGUUGAUUGGAGCGAGGACAUAUUAAAAAUCCGCUCGCGUAGCUUGACCGAGCUUGACACAAUGCUGAUUCUCGCCAUACUUCCGUUGCCAAUAUGCGCGCGCAUACGUUGCCACGUCAUCAUUGUGUACAAACCGUAAAAGGGUCUAUACCAAAGAGACUGGAUGACAACUCUGUUAAUGACUUAUUUUACGUGAAUACUCUCCAAAACGGACAUUUAAACAUAAAGUUGUGUGUAUUUGUCCAUUCACACACGAAACAGCUCAAUUUUACAUGCGCGCUGUAUUCAUACUUUGCAGUCACGUGACUACCAUGGAUACCUGGCGGGCAACAAAAGCUGACAAAAUUGCGAAUCAAUUAACUAUUUAGUAGACCAUAUGUCACCGAAUGUUAAAAUUAGAUAUCAAGAAAAGAUUAACAUACUCGGAAUGUGUGAUCCAUCCACAGCACCCGCUGAUGUUUUCAUUGCUUUGAAGCUGGCAAAGUCUCAACCAGACUCGGAGUUUGGAGAUAUUUACAUAUAUCUUGCAGAGAAUCUGUCACCUUACACCGCACAAAAAAUGAAAGCCUUCAAAAGUACAAAUUGUUAUCUUUUUUCAAGAGUGGAUGGCUUAAAAACGCUGUCAUAUGGGAGGUGAAAAACAGGAACAACUUCAUAAUCAAAGCAAAGGUCUGUAUGCUUAUGUUUGCAGAACGUUACACAAACUUGGGGAUAUUCAAAUUAAUACUGUGAAGCUGCUUUGAUGCAAUCUAUAGACCAUUUCACAAGAUGUAAACA
This is a messenger RNA of Pimephales promelas (fathead minnow), 3240 nucleotides long. RefSeq names its product 5-hydroxytryptamine (serotonin) receptor 7b (gene htr7b). Gene Ontology annotation, cellular component: plasma membrane. Gene Ontology annotation, molecular function: G protein-coupled serotonin receptor activity. Gene Ontology annotation, biological process: adenylate cyclase-activating adrenergic receptor signaling pathway; circadian rhythm; smooth muscle contraction. NCBI's taxonomy places the organism in Eukaryota, Metazoa, Chordata, Actinopteri, Cypriniformes, Leuciscidae. The record is from RefSeq and is a predicted model, not a curated record.